Lingula anatina is the source of this 3964-nucleotide messenger RNA. Its product is annotated as polycystin-1-like protein 2. Gene Ontology annotation, biological process: detection of mechanical stimulus. Lineage: Eukaryota; Metazoa; Brachiopoda; Lingulata; Lingulida; Lingulidae. Gene Ontology annotation, cellular component: membrane. Gene Ontology annotation, molecular function: calcium ion binding; protein binding; calcium channel activity. The record is from RefSeq and is a predicted model, not a curated record.
AUGACAUUCAAGAGCAACUUUUUCGGAUCAUUUGCCGCUGGACUUUUUAUUCCGCCAAACACAAUCGACUUCGACAAGGUUUUCGCCAGUUUCUCUGCACUCUUAGCUCAAAGCCCGCACGUUCUCAUCGUUAUGUGUUCUCUGUUUGUGCUGUAUUUUCUAUUUCUUAUAUGGGCGAGGAGAAAAGAUAAUCAGGAUGAUGAGAAGUGGGAGUACACUCACCUAAUAGAAAAUGACCGCUACGACAGAGGCAAGUAUUUACUAAGUGUGUACACUGGUGUGAAGUCCCCGGCGAAGACGACCGCCAAGCUGUUUGUAGUGCUGUAUGGCAAAAACGGCCAGACCCAGCCUAAGGUUCUGAUGGACGGACGCCGGGAGAAUUUCACUAGAGGAGCGGUGAACAAUUUUGUCCUCACCACGCCUGAAACAAUUGGCAAGGUUACACAUCUACAUAUAUGGCAUGAGGAGACAAAAAGUAGCGGGGACUACUUCCUGGAGAAAGUUGUCGUGUACGAUAUCCUGCGAAGGGAAAGGUCCCAUUACUUUUGCAACCAGUGGUUAUCAAUGUCAAGGGGAGACCGGGCCAGAGUUCGCUUUUUGGCGUCCGCAGACUUCGAGGGAAUGAACGACUUCAACCUCCUCCUCACCAACAACGCCAGCAAGCGUUUGUUUGACAAUCAUCUCUGGUUCUCGGUGGCAAAGAGACCAACGCCCAGCAGACUGUCAAGGGUGGAGCGUCUCACCAUAUGCAUCGUGGUCUUAUUUCUGUGCAUGGUCUCCAAUGCCAUGUGGUUUACAGAGAGUGAGGACACAACGACCGGCAUACAAGUGGGACCUAUUAGGAUCACGUUUAGGCAGUUGUGGGUAGGGCUCGUAAGUAGCGUUCUGGUUGUUCCUCCCACGCUCAUCAUCCUUGAAGUCUUUAAACGAGGCAAACCAAGAAAUUCCUGCACCAGCAUCUUCCCAACAGAGAGGAUCGAUGGCCACCAGGAGAACAAGUCUCUCGAAAAAGGCUAUGAGAAAUUCUACUCAGCUUUACGAAAAUUAAUCACAAAAGAAACACAAAACAGCCCCAGGUAUAAGAAGAAAGAUGCUAUCAUCGACAUGCUCGCCGACCUUCAGUUUGAAAUGGAAGAAGAAAAGAGGGCGUUGUCUUUUAAGGGGAAACGAAAAAGCAAACCCGUCAGGUUUCCGUGGUGGGCCGUGAUAUUCGGUUACGUUCUUGCUUUCUUGGCAGUCUUCACGUCGGCGUUCUUCACCUUGUUGUACAGUCUGGACUGGGGUCCGGAGAAGUCCACGGACUGGCUCCUCUCUCUUAUCUUCUCUCUGACGCAAUCCAUCGCUCUCACGGAACCGUUGAAGGUCUUGCUGGUUGCGGUGCUGAUGGCGUGUCUGCUAAAGAUGCCGGGGGAUGAGGAAGAGGAAGAAGACAUGGUGAUAGCGGAGCACGCGCCCCCAAAAGGUUCACUUUUCAUCAUUGUUAUUAACAGAGACAAAAAUUUCUACCGACAGAACCACAACUUACAGAACAGCUUACAGUUGGUUGAUAUAAGGUUUGCUAAAGUACAGCGGAUAGAAACCAUCUUCUCCUGGUUAAAUGACACGAUUUUCCCGGCCGUUUUUCCCACUGAAGAUUACAAUGGCGACCCGUACACGGAGGUAGACGAUCUAGCCUUCAUCCGGGACAUGAGGGGGCUGCGUCUGGGACCCUUGCUGCUAAGACAACUAAGGGCGAAAGAAAGUUGGGUAGCUUCAGCCAUGAGCAACGCUUCACGAGUGACCCAAGCGUUUGUAUACUCUGCCCCCUCCAGUCGUAACGACUUGACCGUCUACGGUCAUCUUGACCACUACGAGGCAGGCGGGUACAUGGUGGAGAUUAACUCGGCCCAGGACAGCGUUCACACUUUGACCAGUCUUAAAGACCUUAACUGGAUUGAUCGUUUGACCAGAGCGGUGAUUGUGGAACUUACCGUUAACAACGCCAAUGUGAACGUCUUCUCCAUGGUUCGAAUCAUCGUGGAACUGCCGGCAAUGGGAGGGAUAUUUAUCAAGAAAGAGCUGGUCAGUUUCAGACCUUACCCUUACGUUGAACCCUUCGACUUCGUUCUUCUCAUCGUCCAAGUCAUCUGGGCACUGUUGGUCAUCGCACUGUUGGGGACAGAGGUUGUUAAGAUGGUCAAAUUAAAGAAGCAGUAUUUUCGCCAGAGUUGGCACUACAUUGUGCUAGGGGAUCUCUGCCUGGCGUUCACUAGCAUGGUGUGCUUUGUCCUCAGAACUGUGUACAUCAUACGGGCGGUUGAGGAUGUGAAGAAUAGCGGAGGUCAUUUCGUUGGCUUUGAUCGGGUCGCCAUCUGGGACAACGCCUACACAGUUACCAUCGCCAUUGACCUCUUUUUGGCUACUCUACAGUUAUUUCGGCCACUGACCUUUAAUAAGCACCUUGCUAUUGUCCAGUCGGCUUUGAACCGAGCGUUUAUCGCAGUGACCACGUAUAUGUUCAUAUUUGGUAUUUUACUAUUUUCCUAUGCACAGGCUCUGAACUUGGUGUCUGGUCAGGUCAUAUCUGCGUUUCGGACACUUCCCUUCGCCAUGUUGAAUCUAUUUGGUGUCAUGUUGGGGGUAUUGAAAUACUCCCAUAUUAUGACAGCAGAAAGCUUUCUUGCUAGGAUGUUUUUCACAGCCUUCACCAUGACCAUGAAUUUCAUUAUCCUGAAUAUGUUUAUAUCUAUAAUAAAUGAUGGACUGACGGAGGUGAAGGGGAACGAAGAGCUCCAGGAUUACGAUGAAGAAUUGGCAGAACACGUGUGGACUAAACUGGGCUCGCUAGUACGGGCCAUAUUUCGAAGGAAGGACAAUUCGGCUCUUUCUGAUGAAAUUCCAGCGGCUGAAGGAUCACCAGAGAAGAAAGUAGAUGCGACACUUAGUCCCAAUCCUCGGGGAGGUGACGCUACGGCGAAAAACGGUGAUCCCCGUCCAAAGAAACAAGGACACCGACGACAUAGCAAGCCCAAAUUGACUUCCUCAAGAAAAGAUAGAAAACAGAAAAAGCUGAAAAUUUGCAUUGUUGCUUUCUCGCAAAAGGGACGAAGAUCAAGCAAAAUAGCAACGGAAAAUAAGUGGAAGAGUACGGAAGAAAAGUUGAUGCAGAUAUUCAACACGUACAGCAAAAACGAAAGCCUACAAGAAAAAUGGAGGCAAAUCGUUGACGAAAUACGAUUUCAAAAUCGCUCUAUAAAGGGUUACCGAAAUCAACUAUCGAAAUGCCAGAAGAGCGAAAGUGACCUACAACGAAAAGUGGAACCGGUGUGUGUAAAAUGGCAAGAAGAAAACCAGUCCAAGCUUACCGAACGUGAACCACCGAAGAAAUUCGCACAAAACGUUGACUGCAAUAGUGUUGAACCAAGUGUCCAAAACGACGCAAACGUCGUUCCUUCUGGCAUCACGCCAUUGGAGUCGAGUAGAGGCGAUUUAGCUAGAGCUGAAACCCAAGAUGAGGUGAAAACGAAGAAAACCAAAAAGAAACUGAAGAAGGCAGUAAAAGAAGCCAUGCAGGCCCUCAGUGUAUUGGAACAGAUGGGCAAUAAAGGUGACAAUGUAGACAAUGCAGAAGGUAAAAAGAAAACAGAAAAGAAGCAAAGAGCGAGGUUGAAUGACACUGAUUGAGGCAACUUUAAUAAUAUGUAAAUGUACAUUUUUAAUAAUAUGUGCAUGGGAUAAUAAAGGAAAAUUCGGCUAUUCCAAUGGAUUCCCAAUACCACCAGCCGGUACACAAUUAUGUGUUAAAUACAACAGUGAGGACACGCAGUGAGCUAAUCACGAAGUCACCCUUGAAAACAGCCAGAUGAGUACAACACUCAACAGACUAACGACAUUUCAGUUUGUUUUGUUUAAUCAUGUCACAGCCAGAACUUACAAUGUUUUUUUUAUUAAAAACAGGCAUUUUCAGUCUUCUUCAGGAUGUCUC